AUGGCGGUCGCCUUGAGAGACAAGGAGAGCCAUAGGCUUAAUGAGGAGGCAACUCAGUCCAUAAGGACUAUAAACGAAUGGGAAGAGGCCCUAGAGGAAAGGGAUAAUUAUCUCCGCCGGGAGAUGCAAUGCCUCAAGACGUUGUUCAUGUCAAGAUUAUCCUUAGCAUCGUCGAUGCUUCGUUGGACAGGUACUUGCGAGCGGUGCCGAAAUCCGGCAAGAAAUGCAAGAAGCUGGCUGAAAGAUAUCCUCAAUAAUAACUUGACUUCUCAUAUUCUACGCGCUUUCGAGGAGUCAAGCCAGCAUGUCGAUAGCUCAAGGAGUAGUCUGGAUUCAUAA
Nannizzia gypsea CBS 118893 is the source of this 339-nucleotide messenger RNA. RefSeq lists its product as hypothetical. The coding region runs from base 1 to 339 and encodes 112 amino acids. The transcript has 2 exons. The record is from RefSeq and is a predicted model, not a curated record. Lineage: Eukaryota; Fungi; Ascomycota; Eurotiomycetes; Onygenales; Arthrodermataceae.